Molecule: messenger RNA, 1537 nt
Organism: Saccostrea cuccullata (small rock oyster)
Lineage: Eukaryota; Metazoa; Mollusca; Bivalvia; Ostreida; Ostreidae
Exons: 2
Source: RefSeq, a predicted model, not a curated record
AUGGAACCAAAAAUAUUUAAUCUUUCCCAUAGACAACUAACGGAUUCCGAAAUAAAGUUACUGUCUAAGGGUCUAAAAUACACCCCUACGCCUCAAGUAAAUAAUCAAGAGCUUAAAACGGAUAUAAAAGCUUAUACUCGGCGACUCAGGCUACGUGAAUAUUUUCAUGAAAGUGAUACCAGUGAAUCUGAUUCCGAGUCUACAGACGCAGAAGAAACAGACCUUGUUAGAAACAAAUCCAAGUUUAACCCAAAACGAGGAAGAAAUAAAACUUUGGAUGCUGUUUGCGACACAUUGGAAAAUAUUCAUUUCCCAAAUAAACCCAGGACUAUUAAACCAAACCUUUCUAAGGAAGAAGAAAAGGCUCUUAAAAACCUCAGCGAUGAUCCUACCAUCAUAAUCAAAGAGGCCGAUAAAGGAGGCGGAGUCGUCCUUAUGAAUAAGGAUUUUUACAAAAUAUAUGGACCACUAUCGGAGGGCUUAACAGAUAAGGAAAAGGACUACCUGACAAACUUUGAAUUCCGAGAGAGUCAAUUCUAUGGUUUACCUAAAGUGCACAAGUCUAAAAUUAUAAAGGAUGCCAUAAAAGAGCAAAAUAGUAUAUGUAUUACAUGUGCUGAUCCCGCUGAUUUAAGCUUCAGACCAAUUGUAGGAGGACCGAACUCUUCAACGCAAAGACUGAGUCAUUUAUUGGAUAUACUUUUAAAACCAUAUUGUCAAAAAGUACCCAGCUUUGUGAGAGACGAUCUUGAUUUUAUAAAUCAUUUACCUACUCAUGUCACCUCUAACACCAAACUUGUCACACUGGAUGUUGUUAGUUUGUAUACAAAUAUUCCUACAGAAUUGGGAUUGCUAGCUGUCAAAUUCUGGACUGAAAAUUAUCCCGAUGUUCUAAACAACAGGUUUCAACGGGACUUCAUCCUAGAGGCUCUAAAAUUAGUUCUAGAUAACAAUACGUUUGAGUUUGCAGACCAUCAUUACCUCCAAAUUAAGGGAACAGCAAUGGGGACAAAAGUCGCACCUACCUAUGCAACAUUAACCCUUGGUUAUCUAGAACAUAAAUUACAUGAUCAACUGUGUACGUUGUGGGGGAUAGAAUCUGCAAACAAAAUACGGUCUAAAUGGAAAAGAUUUUUAGACGAUUGUUUUAUCUUAUGGGAGGAGGAUGUCAAUAAACUAACGGAGUUUUAUGAUUUACUUAACCAAAUGAAUUCGGAUAUUAAAUUCACGAUGGAAACAGAUGAUUUGCAAAUGCCAUUCCUCGAUGUUCUUGUAACAAAGGAUAAUACCAGCUUAAAUACGGAUAUUUACUAUAAACCAACCGACACACACCAAUAUCUGCAUUUUGGAUCAAGCCAUCCCCAUCACACUAAAACAGCUAUACCAUAUAACCUCGCAAGAAGGAUAUGCACCAUUGUGAGUAAUACCAAUAUCAGGGAUAUUCGACUGGAGGAAUUAAAAUUGUAUUUAUUAAACCAAAAAUAUCCAGAACAACUUGUAGAUAAUGGUAUAAAGAAAGCAAAGGAGUGCGAUAGAA